This is a messenger RNA of Dendrobium catenatum, 679 nucleotides long. RefSeq names its product electron transfer flavoprotein subunit beta, mitochondrial. Gene Ontology annotation, molecular function: electron transfer activity. NCBI's taxonomy places the organism in Eukaryota, Viridiplantae, Streptophyta, Magnoliopsida, Asparagales, Orchidaceae. The transcript has 4 exons. The record is from RefSeq and is a predicted model, not a curated record. Bases 10 to 627 code for a protein of 205 amino acids. Gene Ontology annotation, cellular component: cytosol.
UAUAAAAUAAUGCCAAUUACAUUUUUGCAACGUUCCAGAUUGGCCGGUGGACCUGGUGGUUGCCCGGAUAACUUAGAGAUUAGGGCGCAGAUGAAGGUCUUCGUCGCCGUCAAGCGAGUUGUGGACUAUGCUGUCAAGGUCCGUGUCAAGCCCGACAAGAGCGGGGUGGAGACGAGUAACGUGAAGAUGUCGAUGAACCCCUUCUGCGAGAUUGCCCUGGAGGAGGCCCUCCGCAUACGCGAGAACGGCGGCGCAUCUGAAGUCGUCGCCGUUUCCAUCGGUCCCACUCAGUGCACUGAGACGUUGAGGACGGCGCUGGCCAUGGGCGCUGACCGCGCCGUCCACGUGGACGUCGGGCCUAUCACGGUUUACCCUCUCUCCGUUGCAAAGAUUCUAAGAGCCAUCGUCGAGGCAGAGAAACCGGGACUCUUGAUCCUCGGCAAACAGGCUAUCGAUGAUGACUGCAACCAAACAGGGCAGAUGGUUGCUGGACUUCUCAAAUGGCCUCAAGGAACCUUCGCCUCAAAGGUCAUACUAAACAAGGAGAAACAGAUAGCAACUGUGGAAAGAGAGGUCGAUUCCGGCUUAGAAACCAUCUGUCUUGAUUUACCUGCCGUUAUAACGUAAAUUUCUUUUGCUUUUUAUCCCUUUUAAGUACCUCAUUUUGUUUUCUUUUUAU